GCUUUUUUCAGGAACGCCUUAUCGGAAGGUGGGCACCUGUAUAGAAAUCGAUGCUGCUUCUCUGUGUCCAAGUGUCUUAGUUCCUCCAGGCAAGAGUGGGAUGUUUCAUUCUUACUGAUACAAUUUCAAACAGCGGCGUGUACGCGGACUUUAAAGAACUAGCUUUCUCAGAGUGUAAGAAUGUAGUGUUUAUCCAAAGAUGGGGUUAUGAUACUUUUCAGUUGCAGUCUGUCCUUGAAGGAAACACUGUUUCCUGUUUACCUUAUAAGUGGCUUUAUCUGUUAUCCACCUGAUGAAUGGCUGCGCGGAUUUUCACUUUCUCAACUGUACAAAUGCAAAUUACAACUCGGUCUCUAAAAUCCUCCGUGGCUGUGCUGAAAAUCUAAAUUUCCUUAACCUGCUCUCCCCUUAUUUCGGACCCUCAAGCUUUCCUUGCAGUCCGAGGCUCUGCACCACGCGCAAACGUGCCUCUUCCCCCACGUUAACCAUGCAAGCUUUCCGCCCUCCCAAGCCCAACUCAGUGAGCCGGAGCCGCCCGCUCUUCUCAAAUCCUAUUGGGUAGAACCUACGCCUCUCAUCCCAGGGCAGGACGAGAGAAGGGGGGAGGUGGGGACGCGAGAAGAUGACGUCACGGUAGCAGGGAGGGACCUUCGGUUGCUUUGGGCUCUCCGUCCGCUGAGGGUGCUGACUGAAGACCGUUCCGUGGGCGACGCCGUCGCUAUGACCAUUUGUCAGUUCUUCCUUCAAGGCCGGUGCCGCUUUGGAGACCGGUGCUGGAACGAACAUCCCGGCGCCGGGGGUGCGGGCGGAGGACGGCAGCAGCAGCCCUCAGGUAGUAACAGACGUGGAUGGAAUACCACCAGCCAAAGAUACUCCAGCGUUAUCCAGCCAUCCAGCUUCUCCAAAUCAACACCAUGGGGGGGCAGCAGAGAUCAAGAAAAGCCAUCUUUCAGUUCCUUCAAUUCUGGAGCUUCAACUAGCAGGAACAGAGGGUUUGGAGUGUCCCAGAACCCAUUUGCUUCACCCAGCCCUGAUGGGCAGAAAGAUGAAAAGAAACUUCUGGAAGGAAUUAUAAAAGAUAUGGAAAUUUGGGAAUCAUCAGGGCAGUGGAUGUUUUCUGUUUAUUCACCAAUGGAAAAGAAACCUAAUAUUUCAGGUUUUACAGACAUUUCACCAGAGGAGUUGAGGCUUGAAUACCAUAACUUCUUAACCAGCAAUAACUUACAGAGUUAUCUAAAUUCCCUCCAACAGUUAAUAAAUCAAUGGAGAAAUAGAAUAAAUGAACUGAAGAGCCUAAAUACAUCAACUAACAUAGCCUUGCUCUCAGAUGUAAAGGAUGGAAUAAAUCAACCAGCAUCUGCAUUUGGAUUUGGCAGUACAAAUGCAGUAACAUUUGGAUCACCAGGUUUUCCAGUGAAUAACAGCAGCAGUGCUAAUGCUCAGAAUUUUAGCUUUAAACCAAGCUCUGCCCCUUCUGGAAGUCCUCCUAUGUUCGGGAAUACGCCAGCAUUUGGAGCCGCAUCCUCUGCCAGUUCUGCCAUCACUACUUCUGUUCCAGCAUUUGGAUUUGGGAAACCUGCAGUCACAUCUGCUGCUUCAUUUUCUUUUAAAAGUCCUGCAGCCACUGGUUUUGGAUCACCUGGAUUUUCAGGAUUUCCAACUUCCAUGGCAGCUGGCUCUUUUGGAGCUCCAGGGGCCCCAGCCUUUGGAAGUGGUACUUCUGUGGCUGGUUUUGGUAGUCUAGGUUCACAUUCCCACACUGCUUUUUCCAAGUCAUCUAGCAACACCUUUGGAAACAGUAGCAUAUCUACCUCUCUCCCAGUCUCAAAUGGCAGCACCACAACAGAUAACAAAUUAUUCACACCCAAGGAUCAACUCACAGCGGAAGAACUGGAGCAAUUUCAAUCCAAGAAAUUUACUCUAGGAAAAAUUCCUUUAAAGCCACCACCUACGGAACUUCUAAAUAUUUGAAAGGACAAUUUUAAAUACAGAAAAGAACAGCUCUUAAAA
Messenger RNA from Enhydra lutris kenyoni (northern sea otter), 2010 nucleotides. RefSeq names its product nucleoporin like 2 (gene NUP42). Bases 721 to 1971 code for a protein of 416 amino acids. Gene Ontology annotation, molecular function: metal ion binding; nuclear export signal receptor activity. The transcript has 7 exons. Gene Ontology annotation, cellular component: nuclear envelope. Lineage: Eukaryota; Metazoa; Chordata; Mammalia; Carnivora; Mustelidae. The record is from RefSeq and is a predicted model, not a curated record.